Molecule: messenger RNA, 2145 nt
Organism: Cercospora beticola
Lineage: Eukaryota; Fungi; Ascomycota; Dothideomycetes; Mycosphaerellales; Mycosphaerellaceae
Source: RefSeq, a predicted model, not a curated record
AUGGCAGGCAAGCUGCAGCACAUCGUUGCAAUUUGGUGGCUGCUUUUCUUGACCACAUACGCCUUCCCAUGGAACAUCUCCCGUUUCCAUGUCGCACGUCAAGAGGACCCAGAUGAUAUUGCACGAGGAGGUGGACGUGGCCCACCACCGCAGCCCACUCGUACUGUCACAGUAAGACAGACCACAACCGUUGCAAGAACUACCGUUACGGUAUUGACCACAUCUGUCCGGACGUCCACGAGAGUUUCGACCGAGACCGAGUAUUCCACUGUCGCGCGUACGACUGUUACACGAGUGAGCACCGUGACUCGUGCUGGUGUUCCUACCACUGUCACCUACACCCAGCCGGCUGCGACACCUAGGACGAUUACACGCACCAGGACUCUUCCUGGUCAGACCAUCACUGAGGAUGGAGAGGUGACAACAGUGUACGACACCUCUGUUGUGACACGGGUGGCCACGAUCACAGUAGAUGGCGAGCCAUCUACGAUUUUCCAGACUCUUCCAGCUGGAACCCAGACGGUUACUCUCGAACCAGAGGAACAGUCCACUGCAAUUGUCACUCGAGUCGUGACCCAGCCGGCUGUUACUGAGACCAUUACGGCGGACGGCGAGGUAUCCACGACCACGAUCUUUGGAACCUCUCCGGCUCAGACCGUCACAGAAGACGGAGAGGUGUCCACGACCACCGUCUUCGGCACUGCCCCGACCGAGACCGUCACUGUCGAUAACACUGUCACUGUCACUGAAACGGCGAACUCUCCGCAGUCCUCCGUCCGGACAUUCACUGAGAUUGUGCCGACCAAUACGGAACAGAGUCCUGUAACUGAAUCUGCACCAGCUGAGGCAGAGCCGACUGCCACCCCACCAGGCGACGAUGUCGAGCCGACUGAGACUAGUACAGAGGCUCCCAUUGAGGCAACCCCCACUGCUAGCCCUGAUGCCGAAGAGGGGGAGGAAGAGGUGACAACGAGCACGGGUGGUUUUCCUGAGCAGGAAACUACCUUGGUAGAAGACGUUUCAAGCACCAUCGCACCGGACGCUACUACGACUCAGGCAGCCGCCGAGCCGACUUUGGUUGAUCCAGAAGGACCUACAACAACUCAAGAGGCCGAGUCGCCAGCUGAGUCGACACCGAUCGAUCCUGGAGAGACGUCAGAGUCGCCGGCCGAAUCGACGACCCCGGCCCAGGAAGAGGAAGGUAGCGUGCCGACAGAGCCCUCGACUCCUUCAGAAGAGCCCGAAGAGACCGCUGCGCCAGCGCCCACAGUCCCGGAGGAGACAACAGAGGUGCCAAGUGAAUCUUCAGCCCCUGUCCCGGACGAUGAGAGUAGCCCGCCAGUAGAGACGCCCGCACCGGCAGAGGAGCCUGAAGGGACGGCAGAGCCUACUCUCCCAGAUGAACCAGUCGUCUCGAAUCCCGAGGAGCCAGCAGAGGAAACAACUGCGCCAGUUCUUGCUGAGCCUACGGCAAGCACGUUGCCUGAAGAAACUCCCACGGCAGUAGGAGAACCCGAGCAAUCAGCAGACCCGACUGCCACGAGUCCAGAGGAUCCAAGCGGAGAGCCAAUCGAGCAACCAACUGCAGCACCACAGGAAGAAAGCCCAUUGCCAUCCGAAACAGCUACGCCGACCGAUGAUGCUGAGGCUCCAGCUGAGACAACUCUUCCAGCUCCCGAAGAGAUAGCAGAUGAGCCAACAAUGUCUAUCCUUCCGUUCCCCUUCCCUGGGGACACAGCAGAUGAACCAGCUCAGCCGAGCAUAUUACCAGCGGAUGGGGACAUUACUACGCCAGCUACGCCAACCGACGACGCCGCAGUCCCAGCUGAAACCGCUCUUCCGGCGCCCGAAGAAACAGCAGAUGAACCAACAAUGUCUAUACUUCCCUUCCCUUCCCCUGGCGACACACCAGAAGAUGCAGCUCAGCCGAGCAUAUUGCCAGCUGAUGAAGAUGUCGCAACGCCAGCUGCUCCCGCGGACGAGACUCCAGCAAGUGAAGCGAGCCCAGCGGUUGUGACACAGAUUGUUGUGCCUAUUCCAGCUUCUGUAGGCGUCGUAGCGGGAGCCGGAGCCGGGGUAGACGGCUCGGUGGCAGGACUGCAGAUCAGGAAGAGGGUUUCUGACAUGCUUUCCAGCAUUUUUUGA